This is a messenger RNA of Emiliania huxleyi CCMP1516, 1603 nucleotides long. RefSeq lists its product as hypothetical. Gene Ontology annotation, molecular function: zinc ion binding. The record is from RefSeq and is a predicted model, not a curated record. The transcript has 4 exons. Bases 1 to 441 code for a protein of 146 amino acids. NCBI's taxonomy places the organism in Eukaryota, Haptophyta, Isochrysidales, Noelaerhabdaceae.
AUGCAAGCCCAGAUCAGGGGACUGUCGGGGCGCGAGGCGACGGCUGAAGACGAGACCGAGGAGUGUUCUAUCUGCCUCACGGCCUUUGGCAAGGGCGGGGACAUGGCAGUCUUGCCGUGCGCGCACGCCUUCCAUCGCGAGUGCAUCAGCUGUUGGCUGCUUCGAGCCGCCGAGAGUGGCACGGCGAUGACCUGCCCGCUCUGCAAGGCGCCUCCCUUUCCGAAUGCGAUGCCACUGGCCGCCAGCACGCUCUCCCACGAGCAACAACGUCCCAACGAUGAGACCAACCUCAGCCCAGAGGCCCUCGAGGCGGGAUCGAUGGCGGCCCCGCCUCCUCGCGGAAUCACCACGCUCGCAAUGUGGGAACAGCAAAAAAGCGGCAUGCAUUCGGAAACCAGAAACCAGAACCAGAACGUCGAUAAAGACAACUACACUCAAUGAGUAUGACGAGUACAAGAGAUGCGAGAGCGGAGAGAGACCGCCACCACGGGGCGUGUGGUUUGCCAGGAUUGUGCGCGUGGGCGUGCGGCGUGGAUGCUCAACGCCCGCUUACCCCUUCAGAAGCUCCCCUCCUGCCCGAUGCUGACCAGCGAAGCGUCCUCCAGCCCGGACUCUGAGUAAAAGUCGAAGCGGCCGAUGCCAUCGAUCGAGAGCGGCCGCGUGUAGUCGGACGCAAGCCGGGUCGCGAAGCGCAGGUCCAGCGCGGUGCACCACGCUGUGAUGCCCGAGGUGACGGUGCGUGGCGGAGGCGACAACUCCGUCUCCCCGACGGCGCGCAUGAGCAUCACGAGGCCGACGCCGAAUGUGUACGUGUACUUGAGACUGCCCUGCGCCGCCGCAAUCUGUCGAAACUCCUCCGUCGCCAGCAGCUGCUGCCUGUCCAGUCCGGCGGCCUCCUCGCAGAGCGAAGCAGCGUCCGCCCACACCGCCGCCUGAUCGAGCCCGAGUCCCACGCAGAGCGCCGCGCGGGUCGCCGCCUCGUCAGCGGCGGUGCGGCAGGAGCCGCGCAGAAACGCGUCGCAGAGCGAGCGGAAGCCGACGGCGUAGACGCGAGAGUACCUCCAGCGGAAGACGCAGGUGCGGUCCUCGACGAUAAAGUUGAGGAACUUUUGCGUCGCCGCCGAGACAGCGACCGUGUACCGCCCGCCGAAGGACGCGCGCAGCGCCUUGUGUGCGUCGCUGGCCGUCGCUGGCACGACCAGCUGUGCGGCCGUCGAGCCUGUGGCCGUCGAGCCGGCUGCAGCAGGAGCGCUGACACCGGCCACCGCGGCGGCGGCCGCCGCCGUUGGCGGCGGCGGCGCGAACACAGCGGCCACCGCCUGCGAGACGCCGCCCUCUAUCUGCGCCUGCGUGGCACCUCGAGAGGCGAGGUCCUGCACGAGCAGCAGGAGACGCUGCCGCGCCUCGAUCCCGAUGCCGAGCUUUGGCUCCGCAGCCUGCGGUGGCGACGACCGCAGCGGCGGCACCACCGGUCGCAGCAGUGGUGCCGGCCGCAGCAGCAUCGGGCAGGCGGGCGAGACUGCGGCGAGCACGACGAGGCAGCUGAUCCGCAUCGAUGCUGGAGCGCCUAGUUGCCGCGAUGGAGGCACGGCUAGUUGCCGCG